CACUGAAUAAUUUCGUGCUCAUGUUUGUAGAGAAGCUUCAAGAAGGGCAAUUUUAGGAGAAAAAAACAAAAAAAUAUAUUUUUACACAUUUCAGUAUUAUUACUCAGAAAUGCAGAAAUGACAAGGGUUCUAUUAUUUUGUUCAGCAGGGCUACCAACAUAAUGUAAAGAAUAUGCUGUGAAGUUACAGCUGACAGAUGCUGCACGCAUCUCAUCAUACAAUGAAACCCUUAUUCUUCAGCUUAAUCCUCCUGCUCAUGUCCCACAAAUGUCUUGGUGAUCAUGUCCUCACAUAUUUAGCUGUCGCCGUCAGCAUUCUGCUCUUGGUUGGCAUGGUGACACAUACACAAAAUGGUUUGUCGGAUGGAUUUGGCUAUGGGGUGCUGGUCACGGGCUGUGACAGUGGAUUCGGGCAUCAUCUUGCCAAGAAACUGGACGGCAUGGGUUUCACUGUGUUUGCUGGAUGUUUAUGCCCUGAGGGUCCCGGAGCCCAGCGUCUGGUUGAUGAAGGUUCAGAACGUAUGAAGAUACUACAGCUGGAUGUGACCAAAGAGGAACAUGUAAAGUUGGCUAGGGACUUUGUCAAGUCAAAUUUGCCAGAGAAAGGUCUUUAUGCCGUUGUAAACAACGCAGGAGUCAGUGACUGGGGAGAAAUCGAAUGGAGCACAGCCCAAGACUUUCAGAGGAUGGUUGAUGUUAACUUAGUGGGUCCCAUCAGAGUCACCAUUGCGUUCUUGUCAAUGGUCAGGGCAACCAAAGGCCGUAUGUUGUUCGUGUCAAGUAUCUUUUCAUUUUUCAAUUGUCUGAAUAUGGGAGCAUACAGUGUGUCCAAGCGAGGACUGGAGGCAUUUGCCGACUGUUUAAGAGUAGAGAUGGCCAGCUUUGGAGUUAAGGUCAGUAUUAUUCAACCUGGAAAUUUUGGUGCUGCCACAAACAUUCUAAGCAAGAAAACCUCGCAGGACAUUUGGAACGAGUUUGAUGGUGCACGUAAACUUACCUUCAGCCAGAAAUACAUUGAAAAGGCCUGCGACUAUUUCCAGUCGACGUGCGUUUUAGGAUUUAAGGAUUCCACCAUGGUCAUCGAUGCCAUGUUACACGCUAUCACCUCUGCCAUACCUCGAACGCGAUACCUGCUUGUGUCAUCAAUGGAUUGGUGUUUUUUCUACUUCUUCCCUUAUCUGCCCACAUACGUCACAGAUGCUGUGUUUAAUCUGAGCUCCAUGUAUCACAAACGUGAAGUUAUGUUGUAUUCAUGAAUA
Triplophysa dalaica is the source of this 1258-nucleotide messenger RNA. RefSeq lists its product as uncharacterized. The record is from RefSeq and is a predicted model, not a curated record. The coding region runs from base 197 to 1255 and encodes 352 amino acids. Gene Ontology annotation, molecular function: oxidoreductase activity. Lineage: Eukaryota; Metazoa; Chordata; Actinopteri; Cypriniformes; Nemacheilidae. The transcript has 7 exons.